Messenger RNA from Crotalus tigris (Tiger rattlesnake), 3300 nucleotides. RefSeq names its product T-box transcription factor 1 (gene TBX1). The transcript is spliced from 8 exons. Gene Ontology annotation, cellular component: nucleus. The record is from RefSeq and is a predicted model, not a curated record. NCBI's taxonomy places the organism in Eukaryota, Metazoa, Chordata, Lepidosauria, Squamata, Viperidae. Gene Ontology annotation, biological process: regulation of transcription by RNA polymerase II; cell fate specification; positive regulation of DNA-templated transcription. The coding region runs from base 102 to 1985 and encodes 627 amino acids. Gene Ontology annotation, molecular function: RNA polymerase II cis-regulatory region sequence-specific DNA binding; DNA-binding transcription factor activity, RNA polymerase II-specific.
ACUCGUUCCGGCCGCGUUCAGGCCAGCCGCCCCUGGAGCGCUGAGCUGGGGCUGGCAAGGCGCCGUCGGGCGGGUUUCCCCGCUGCCCCCCCCCGCCUCCCAUGGACGAGGCGAGCCCCCUGUCCCCAAAGGCCAACGCGUUCAGCAUCGCUUCUCUGAUUGCAGCCGCCGAACGCGCCAGCGAGGAGGAGGAGGAGGAAGAAGAGGAGGAGGAGGGGGAGGAGGAGGAGAAGGAAGAACCUGCGCUGGACUGUCUGCCCGGCGCCGCCUUCGCCGGCGGGAGCCUUCGCAAAGCUUACCACCCCCCCGCCGUCGCCCGGAGAAGGAUGCAUUUCAGCGCGGUCACCCGAGACAUGGAAGCCGUCUCCAGCCCGUGGCUCACGCAGCUCUCCCACUUUUGCGAUGUUGCAGCUUUCACCGCCAACAGCCUGAGCAGCUUCAACUCGGCCGCGGCCGCCGCGGCGGGCUACCCCCACCUCCCGCCCUCCCCGGCUGGAGAGACCUACGGCCAGCAUGAGCCGCCGCCGCCGCCGCACUACGAGCCCUGCUCGGCCCAGCCGCCGCCUCACCACCCGCCGGCCCAACAGCAGCACCACCAGCCACCCCACCACCACCACGGCCAAGCGCAGCACGGCGGCUACUCCUUCGCGCCCGGAACGGGGGGCAACAACCCAGCUCCUCCGGGGGGCUCCGAGGCUCCCGAAGGCGGCGGCGGCGGUGGAGGAGGAGGAGGAGGAGGCGGCGGCGGAGGAGGAGGAGGGGGAGGAGGAGGAGGAGGAAGCAGCGGAUCGGGCUCCGGCUCCGGAGGAUCGGGCCCGGCUUCAACCAAGGCUCCGGUCAAGAAGAAUCCCAAGGUGGCCAACGUCAGCGUCCAGUUGGAGAUGAAAGCGCUCUGGGACGAAUUCAACCAACUGGGCACCGAGAUGAUCGUCACCAAGGCCGGCAGGAGGAUGUUCCCCACCUUCCAGGUGAAAAUCUUUGGGAUGGAUCCCAUGGCAGACUACAUGCUCCUGAUGGACUUUGUCCCGGUGGAUGACAAACGUUAUCGGUAUGCAUUUCACAGUUCUUCCUGGCUGGUGGCUGGCAAAGCUGAUCCUGCCACGCCUGGGAGGGUGCACUAUCACCCAGAUUCCCCAGCGAGGGGCGCUCAGUGGAUGAAGCAAAUUGUGUCCUUUGACAAAUUGAAGCUGACCAACAAUUUACUGGAUGACAAUGGGCAUAUCAUUUUGAACUCCAUGCACAGAUACCAGCCCCGUUUCCACGUGGUCUACGUGGACCCGCGGAAAGACAGCGAGAAGUACGCCGAGGAGAACUUUAAGACCUUUGUCUUUGAGGAGACCCGAUUCACUGCUGUCACGGCCUACCAAAACCAUCGGAUCACCCAGCUUAAGAUUGCCAGCAACCCAUUUGCAAAAGGAUUCCGGGAUUGCGAUCCUGAAGAUUGGCCUAGGAAUCACCGACCAGGAGCCCUGCCUCUCAUGAGCGCCUUCGCGAGGUCGAGAAAUCCUGUGUCUUCCCCAGUGCACCAAAAUGGAACGGACAAAGAUAUAGUGGACAGUCGACGGGAAUAUGAACGGGAAUCGGCUAGUGGGACACCACUCCACGCUGAUCCAACUCAUCAGCAGCUCAUGUCUCGGGUGUUAAGUCCAGCACUCCCGGUUCCGGGUGGAGGCGGCUUGGUUCCACUCCCUAGUCCAGCUGGAAGCCGGCCUAGUCCCCCCCAUCACGAGUUGCGGCUGGAACCCCCUGCUUCCGAGCCUCUCCAUCACCACCCCUACAAGCAUCCGGUCUCAGCUUACGACCAUUAUCUAGGAGCCAAGAGCCGGCCAGCCCCCUAUCCCUUGCCUACUAUCCGGGGACACAGUUACCACCACCACCACCACCAUCACAUGAAUCCAGCUGCUGCCGCUGCUGCAGCUGCGGCUGCCGCCAACAUGUAUUCCUCUGCUGGCGCUCCCACAAGCUACGACUACGGACCGAGAUAACAUCUCCGAUGCAAGAUCCUUGAGCUCGGAUUGACUCUUUGCAUGGUGUGAAUUGCUCAGUACCUUUGGGAAGAGAUGCCCGUUUUGUUGACUUGGGGUGGGGAGGGGAAUCUGCCAUCGUCCCUUGUGCACACGGUUUUCUUCCUGGCACCAUCCUUCCACCACUGUUGUUGGACACGUCGUUCAAGAUUCACGUUGUCUUGUUCUAUCCGGGGGAUGUAAUAUUUAGCUCAUGUUAGAGGCGUUGUGGUGGAGUAAUGGGAGGCUGGCGUUCUCUUGGAUUUGCUUUGCGUCGUCGCUGCUGUGAGGCUAGAAGGGCAGUUUCUCCUCAGCCUUUCCCUUGACCCCUUUAUGUGCAGCUGCAGUUCCCACCUCCCUUACAAAGUGUUAGGGUGUAUCAUUUCCUGGCUGCUCUAGCACUGAUACAGCGCUAUACAGGGAGUCCUUGACCUACCACUUCAUUUAGUGACUUUUCAAAGUUACAACGGCACUAAAAACAAGUGACUUAACGGCUGUUCUUCACACUAACCAUCAUUACAACAGCCACCCAAGUCACUGGAUCAAAAUUCGGACACUUAGCAACUGGCAUGUACUUGUGACAGUUGCAUUGUCCUGGGAAUAGCUUCCAACAAGCAAAGUCAAUUGAGGGGAGGGGGGAUGGAGAGCCAGAUUCACGUAAUGACAGCAUGAUUCAUUUAACACCUGCAACGAUUCGCUGAACGACUGUUGCAAAAGUCAUAAAAUGAGGGACAACUUAACGACUGCCCUGCUUAACAACAGAAAUUUUGAGCUCAAUUGUGGUCGUAAGUCAAGGACUACCUGUAUGUUCCCCAUCGCCCAGUUACCGUUCUUCCCAGUGGGGACCACGUCACCUACCAGGACUCGUUUUACAAUGUUGGUGAUCCAAUCUCAGCUAUCUCUAUUGGGAAGAAGGUGGGAGCAACUGAUUGACACAAUAGUCUACUUCUGACCCUGUAGAGAUUGCCCCAUCUGGGUAUGGCUCAGGAAUUCUGGGAGCUGAAGUCCACAGGUCAUAAAGGGGCCAUGGUUCCCCACCCCCGGAGUACACCAAUCUGCAUUACAAAUAUGCUGGAACAAUAGCAAUAGCCCUUAGACUUAUAUAUCGUGUCACCGUGCUUUAAAGCCCUCUCUAAGCGGUCGACAGGGUCAGCCUAUUAUCCCCAACAAAUCCAGGUCCUCAUUUUACCGACCUCAGAAGGACGGAAGGCUGAGUCAAUCUUAAGCCGGUCAGGAUCAAACUGCUGGCAGUCGGCAGAGUUAGCCUGCAAUACUGCAUUCUAACCACCGCGCCACC